Molecule: messenger RNA, 942 nt
Organism: Prunus armeniaca (apricot)
Lineage: Eukaryota; Viridiplantae; Streptophyta; Magnoliopsida; Rosales; Rosaceae
Source: the annotation of a GenBank genome assembly
AUGGUAGUCCGUCCAACCCCGAUAGAGGAGCUGACGUCACCGCCGGUACAAUGGACGGCCAGAUUUCCAUUUCCUUCUCAGUCCGAUCUUUUUCCUCAUCUUUCGAUCGACACCCAACCCAUCAUUAUUACCCACACCAAAAAAUCCCGCUGUUUCCCUCUUUCUCCACCACCGAACCCGAAACCGUUCAUGCAUCGCCCGACCAGGACCCGCGCCCCCGGUGGCCGGGAUGACUGUUGGAGUGAGGACGCAACAUCGACGCUAAUCACGGCGUGGGGCGACCGUUACCUCCAGCUGAACCGCGGCAAUCUCCGUCAGAAUGACUGGAAGGAGGUGGCGGACGCCGUUAACUCUGGACUAAACGGCGGCGUCAAGGCGUCCAAGACGGACGUCCAGUGCAAAAACCGCAUCGACACCCUGAAGAAAAAGUACAAACUGGAAAAGUCAAAGCCUAGCCCUUCCACGUGGCCCUUCUACCACCGCCUCCACUCCCUCAUCGGCUCUUCACCGGACGCCGCCGUUUCGACCAAAAGAAAGCCCUCAAUUCCCACUCUCACUGUCAAAUCCCUAGACCUUAAGCCUAAGCCCCUGGGUGGGUCCAGGGAGAGCUCAAUUGGAUGUGAAGAUGGUGAGGAUUGUAAUGGUGAUGGUGUAAGGAAGCGUCGGAUGGAGGCGGUGGGGUUAUCGGGUGGAGCGGCGUGCAGGGAAUUGGCGGGGGCAAUAUUGAAAUUUGGGGAAUUAUACGAGAGGAUGGAGAAUUUGAAACAGGAGCAGAUGAUGGAGCUGGAGAAACAGAGGAUGGAGUUCACAAAAGAACUCGAGUUCCAGAGGUUGAAUAUGUUCAAGGAUGCUCAGGUCGAGCUGGAGAAGAUGAAGCGCCCCAGGUGUGCUCCUUGUAGAGGUAGCUUGAAAAAUACAUUCUGGGUCUUGUUUGAUUGUUAA